CGUCGUUGGCGUGGCCCCACCCUGCACCUCAAAUUCCUCUUCAAAUACUCCAUCUUGUCCCAGUAUCUCUACACACUCUUUGCAGGACGUCAACCAACAAGAAGAAAAAGAAGAAAUCCAGGAUUUUUUUUUUCUUUCUAUCUCACAUUUACAACCUAGAAUGGGAUCAGUGGGCGUUCAGAUGGUGUGUGUGGCCCUGGGGGUCCUGGGCCUGAUCGGGGCCAUUGUGUGCUGCGCAGUCCCCCGCUGGAAGGUUUCCUCCUUCACGGGCUCCAACAUCGUCACAGCCCAGAGCCACCAGGAGGGCCUGUGGAAGUCGUGCGCCGUGCAGAGUACGGGCCAGCAGCAGUGCAAGAACUACGACUCUCUGCUGGUCCUGGCCUCGGACCUCCAGGCGGCCCGCGCCAUGACCAUCAUCAGCUGCAUGCUGGCCGCCCUCAGCCUCCUGAUCCUGUUUUGCGGGGCUGAUUUCACCACUUGCGUUGAGAACGAGGAGGCCAAGCCUAAGAUCAGCCUGGUGGCCGGGGUGGGGUUACUCCUGGCCGGCCUGAUUCUAAUCAUACCUGUCAGCUGGUCGGCCCACACGGUGGUCCGGGACUUCAACAACCCCCUGGUGCUCGCCUCGCAGAAGCGCGAGUUGGGAGCGUGCAUCUUCGUAGGCUGGGGGGCCGGGGUUCUGCUUCUCCUGGGCGGGGGGCUCCUGUGCUGCUUCAGUAGGCCCAAGUCGGGGGGGUCUGGGGGGACGGCCAAGUACUACAGUAACAGCGCGUCUGCACCCAGCAAGAACUACGUGUGAGCCGGGAUGGAUAACCGAGAUUCGACCAGAGGUCCGUUAGCCACAUUAGCUUAGCUCAUUAGCAUCUCUGUAAAUAGUAAAUUGAAUUAAAUAAACUGCUAGCGUGUUAGAAUUUAAUAACUUUUCAUUAGAAAUUGUACCAGACUACAGCGCAAGAUCCUUAGAGAUCAACCUUAGUGCUUUCUGUACUUACGUCGCUAUCUUGCCAUUUUAAUUAGCAAAGCAACUGUUAGCAUUUUAGCAUUUUAGUAAUUCAGAUUAGUACCAGACGACAGGGUCGACAUGCAAGAUUUGUAGCACUUUUUGCAAUCAGGUCAUCUUAUCUGUAUCAAGUGUUAGCAUUUUAUCAAUUCUUAUUUGACAUAGUACCAGACUACAGAGAAACAUACAGAAUCCUCAUUGGCUAGCGGUUUCUGUACUAGGGUUACUAUCUUGCCAUAUGUCAGCGUAGUAACUACAAACAAGCUAGCAUUUGAUUAAUUCGCAUGAGAAUUUUGACCCAAAUACAGGGCAAAACGUUAAUUUCCUAUCUAACUAGUUAGCAUACCAACUAUUAACAUGUUAGCACUUUAGCCAUUCCAAGUAGUAUCCAACUACAGGACAACGUAAAAUCCAUCUAAUCUCUUUCUGGACUCAGGUUGCUGUCUUGUUGUAGGUUAGUUUACAAACCACUGGCAUGUUAGCAUUUCACCCAUUCAAAAUAGUACCCAACUACAAGGCAAGAUGUAAAAUCCUUUGCGAUCAGCCUUAGCGCUCUGUACUUAGGUUGCUAUCUGGCAAUAUGUUUGUGUACCAACUGCGAACAUGUUGGCAUUUGAUCAGUUCUCAUGUGAAUGUUGAGCUAACUACAGAGCAAGAUCUAAAAUCCUUAUCAAGCCAGUUAGUAUACCAAGCAUUAGCAUGUUAGCAUUUCAGCCAUUCAAAAUAGUGUACUAAAAGAAAGUAAAGAGCAAGACUAACGUAAAAUAGGGAUCUGUAUUAGCGCUUUCUGUACUAAGGUUGCUAUCUUGCUAUCUAGUGGUGGACCAUAUGUCAUCAUGUUAGCAUUUGAGCCAUUCAAAUAGUCCCAAACUUCACGAUAAACUGUAAAAUUGGUAUCGAUUAGCCUUAGCGCUUUCUCUUCUCAGGUUGCUACUUUGCUAUUUGUUAGCAUACCAACUGCUAGCAUGUUAGCAUUUGAUUUAUUCUCAUUUAAAAUACAGUGGACUCACGCUAUUCCCGGGGCACAGGAACCGGACCGGACCACGAAUAGCAAAACUCCACAAAUAAUUGACAAACAUUAAAAUUGCAUUUUAAGCACCCCAAAAUCUUGAAUAAAUGGAGAUAAACCGCCAAUAAGUGAUUUUGUGAUUCGUUCCCCCCAAAACAAGAAAACUAUUUUUUUUUUUUUUUUUAAAGAUGAAAAAUUUGAACAAAAUUUGAAAAGAUAUUUGAAAAAAUAUCGACGAAUAGGAGAAUCCACAGGUGCCGAACCGCGUCUAUGCGGUGGCCCACUCUAGUACCUGACUACAAGGGAUUAUGUAAAAUGUAAUGUAAUUUCUUUACUUGUGUUGUUAUGUUAGCAUUUGCUCAAUUCUCAUUAAAAACAACGUGCAACUGAAUGGCAAGAUGUCAAAUCCA
This is a messenger RNA of Phyllopteryx taeniolatus (common seadragon), 2416 nucleotides long. RefSeq names its product claudin i (gene cldni). Gene Ontology annotation, biological process: bicellular tight junction assembly; cell adhesion. The record is from RefSeq and is a predicted model, not a curated record. The transcript is spliced from 3 exons. The coding region runs from base 161 to 796 and encodes 211 amino acids. Gene Ontology annotation, molecular function: structural molecule activity. Lineage: Eukaryota; Metazoa; Chordata; Actinopteri; Syngnathiformes; Syngnathidae. Gene Ontology annotation, cellular component: plasma membrane; bicellular tight junction.